GUGCAACCACAUACGAAGUACCCACCAAGCCUAGGUACCGCUCGCUCGACCGAUCGACUAAGUAAUUUCAUUUGAGCAAUUGAUAUCGGGUAAAAGAAGGUGAGCUUCGAUCCCGUAGGUUUGACCAAUUUCCCGAACACGCAGCCAGCCAAUCAUGACAGCUGAAGAAACGGUCGUCGCGGGCGGCGCCAACCAAGAGAGCGGUUCCUACGUGUCUUCGGAGGAUGAUGGUCAUACGUCAGCGUCGUUUUCUACGCCUGGAAGCGGCAGUGGGAGCAACGACUCGGACUGUGGAGGGGAAGGCCGCGGUCGCCGCCAGCAGCGGGAUCAGAAGGGAGAGGACGGCGAAGAGGGGUGGGGGGAGAGUAUUCCGCUUGUGCAGAGCCACCCCCACGGUCUCGGGAUUGGUUCUGCUGGAGGUGUUUUCGAUGAUGAGGAUGAAAAUGCUGUUGAUGACGCCUACAGUUACGAACUCCAGGACCUUGGCGCCGCGGGGAAAUGGUACCACGACGCAGUCGCCGACGAACGACAGUAUGGCGACCAUGUUCCUGUGGCUGGUUCGAGCUCUCGAAGCAGGCGGCUGAGCCAGAGCACUGUCGCUAGCUUCCAGCUGUACACGCCUGACGAGGAGCAGGCCGUUGUGCGUAAGCUGGACAGGAAGCUGGUGCUGUUCUUGGCGCUUUGUUACAUGGUAUCUUUUCUAGACCGAUCCAAUAUCGGCAAUGCGCGCAUCGCUGGCAUGGAAGCCGAUCUACAGACUCGGCCACCAAGGAGCGAGUGGUAUGAGUGGUCGCUUACGGCAUUCUAUGUUGCCUACAUCGCGUUUGAGUGGAUGAGCUUGCUGUGGAGGAUUAUACCCGCGCAUAUCUUUGUUUCGAUGAUCGUGCUCUCAUGGGGCCUGACGGCGUCACUGCAGUCAGUGGCUACGUCGUAUCCCGUUCUCAUAUUUUUGCGGACUUUGUUAGGGAUUGGUGAAGCAGCUUUCACCGGCGUGCCAUUCUACCUCUCCUUUUUCUACAAACGAACCGAGUUAGCAUUUCGAACAGCCAUUUUUAUAUCAGCCGCACCACUUGCCACUACCUUUGCCUCAUCCCUCGCCUGGCUUAUCCUCAAAGUAGGCGAAUCUGGUCCCAUCGCGCCCUGGCGCCUCCUCUUCCUGCUUGAGGGCUUUCCGUCUGUCAUAAUAGCCACCCUCGCCUGGACCAUUAUCCCAGACUCGCCCCAGGCCGCCCGCUACCUGACCGACCGCGAGAAGAGAGUCGCCAAGCUCCGCCUCCGCCAUGAGAAGCCGCAACGGCGUAAGAGCUCCUCCGAUCAGACCAAGUCAUCAUCAGGUCUAAAGACCAAAGAUGUCCUAUCCGUCUUCGCCGACCCGAAGGCCUGGAUCAUGGCCGUCAUGUUCUUCCUGUCGAACAUGGCUUAUGCCUCCCUUCCCGUCUUUCUGCCUACUAUCUUACGGGAGAUGGGACAUACUGCCCUAGAAUCCCAAGCCCUCAGCGUCCCGCCAUACCUUAUCUCUUUCGGGACGGUCCUACUCACAGCCCAUCUAUCCGACCGGAGACAAUACCUGGCCGUCUACCCAGCUGCGAUAGGGUUCUUCAAUGUCGUUGUGCUCAUUAUUGCGUGGAGCAUCAAUAACCAGCCUUCGGAGAGCAGACAAGGCGGUGGGUUUGCGCUGUUGCAGGUCGUGGGACAGUGCGGGCCGCUGGUGGGGGUGAGGUUGUAUCCCAAGAGCGCAGCGCCGUAUUAUGAGAAGGGGAUGACAAUUUGUGCCGGGGCUAUGUUAGGGGUGGCGGUUCUGGCGGUUUCUUUGAGAUUUGUUCUGGUGUGGCAGAAUUGGAGGUUGGAUAGGAAGGAGAAGGGGAUGGGGGGAAACGAUACGGAAGAGGUUAUGGGAUUGGUCGGCAAGAAGAAGGGCGAGAGGAGGGGAUUUAGGUUUAUGCUUUGA
Messenger RNA from Pseudomassariella vexata, 1948 nucleotides. RefSeq names its product major facilitator superfamily domain-containing protein. The coding region runs from base 155 to 1948 and encodes 597 amino acids. Gene Ontology annotation, biological process: transmembrane transport. Gene Ontology annotation, cellular component: membrane. Gene Ontology annotation, molecular function: transmembrane transporter activity. The record is from RefSeq and is a predicted model, not a curated record. Lineage: Eukaryota; Fungi; Ascomycota; Sordariomycetes; Amphisphaeriales; Pseudomassariaceae. The transcript is spliced from 7 exons.